CGGGACGCUUCUUCAAGAACGUCGCGUUAUCCACCUCCGGAGCUUUUAGCCAUCAUAAGCGAAAACAUUCAAGCUCUAUAAACGCUUUCGGUGUAUAUUAGCCACGGUGCUUUAAACACACUUGUCGUAUCUACUAGUUAGUUACCCAAUUUAAUAUAAUAUUUACGUUGUUGUUAGCUAACUGGCUGAGUAAAUUAGCAGUGCUAGUCUAGUCACUAAUGCUAACUAGUUAUCUAGCUAACAUCUCAACCAUGAGCUCACUAAACGACUCCCCCACUGCUAAAGAGGAGGUCUGCUGGACGGAGAAAGAAACUCUGGGGCUGAACAUUGUCGUGAAAGAGGAGAAGGAAGAAGAGGAUGUCACAGUAAAACAAGAAACAGAGGUUGAGGCUGUUACAGUGAAAGAAGAAGAGAAAGAAGUUAAAUUGACAGAAGAUGAAGACUCGUUCAGAGUGAAAGAGGAGGAGGAUGUUACAGUAAAAGAAGAGGAGGAAGAGAAAGAGGAGAUGACUGUCACAGUGAAAGAAGAGGAAGACAUUUUUGGAAUGAAGGAAGUGGGAGAGAUUACUGUCACAUUGGAGGAGGAAGAAGAGGAGACAGGAGAUCUGAUUAACAACAGAGAGAGACCAGUCUCUCCAUCUGACAGCAGAAAGAGUCCUUCAGGGGAACCAGACCCUGAGACACCCAAGCCAGCGAGACGACACCACUGCUCCCAGUGUAAUAUGAGUUUUAAGUGGUUAUGGAAGCUGAAAGAGCAUGAAAGGAAACACACUGGAGAAAAGCCCUUCCAAUGCUCCCAGUGUGGAAAUAGAUUCUCACGAGCACAUGACCUAAAAUCACAUGAGAGGACACACACAGGGGAAAAACCACACAAUUGUUCCCAGUGUGGAAAGCUUUUUUCCCAUUUAGGGAACCUGAACAAACAUAAGCGAAUACACUCUGGAGAGAAGCCUUACCCCUGUUCCCAUUGUGGAAAGAAUUUUAGGUCUUCAGAUAACCUGAAAGCGCAUGAGAGGACACACACAGGGGAAAAACCUUACCAUUGCUCCCUUUGUGGAAAGGAUUUUACCAAGUUAAGGAACCUAAAAGAGCAUGAGAGGAAACACACAGGAGAAAAGCCUUACGAAUGCUCCCAGUGUGGAAAGAGUUUUUCCCAUAUAGGGAACCUGAACAAACAUAAGAGAGUACACUCUGGAGAGAAGCCUUACCCCUGUUCACAUUGUGGAAAGAAUUUUAGGUCUUCCGAUAACCUGAAAGCGCAUGAGAGGACACACACAGGGGAAAAACCUUACCAUUGCGCCCUGUGUGGAAAGGAUUUUACCAAGUUAGGGAACCUAAAAGAGCAUGAGAGGAAACACACAGGAGAAAAGCCUUACCACUGCUCCCAGUGUGGAGAGAGAUUUUCAAGGUCACUAUACCUUAAAACACACGAGAGGACACAUACAGGAGAAAAGCCUUACCACUGCUCCAAUUGUGGAAAGAGAUUUUCAACAUCAUCGGACCUAAAAAAGCACCAGAGGACACACACAAGGGAGAAAUCUUACCAUUGCUCUCAAUGUGGAAAUAGUUUCUUACGAUCACAUGACCUAAAAUCGCAUGAGCUGACACACACAGGGGAAAAACCACAUAGUUGCUCCCAGUGUGGAAAGUGUUUUUUGUAUUUAGGGAACCUGAACAAACAUAAGAAAAUACACUCUGGAGAGAAGCCUUACCCCUGUUCCCAUUGUGGAAAAUUCUUUAGGUCAUUAGAUAACAUGAAGGAGCAUGAGAGGACACACACGGGGGAGAAGCUUUACCAUUGCGCCCUGUGUGGAAAGAGAUAUUCACGAUCACAUGACCUAAAAUUACAUAAAAGGAAACACACAGGGGAAGAAAACGCACAAUUACACACACAGGGGAUAAACCACACAGUUGGUCUCAGUGAGGAAAGAAUUUAACGCAGUUAGAGAACCUCGUCCCAUUGAGGAAAUACAUUGUCCCAGUCACAUGACCUAAAAUCACAUCAAACCAAACUAUAUUUAUACAGCACCUUUCUGACAUGGAAUGCAACACAAUGGGCUUCACAGGUAAAAAAUAAUGGGGGAAAAAAACUGAAAUAUUUACGACACAACAAACAUAAGAGAAUUUUUAAAGAACUAAACAUUAACAAUAAAAACGGCACAACUAAAAAGCACCCUGAGGAAAAGAAAAGAUAAAAAUGUAUUUUAAUCUCUUUUAGAAAUGUCCACAGUUUCAGCUCCCCUCAGGUUCUCUGCCAGGCUAGUCCAGAGUCUGGGGGCAUAGUAACUAAAGGCUGCCUCUCCAUGCCUCUUGGUCCCCCUCAAGUUCUCUAGCAGGCUAUACUAUACUAUUCCAGAGGCUGGGGGUAUAGUAACUAAAGGCUGCCUCUUGGUCCCCCUCAGGUUCUCUGGAAGACUAUACUAUACUAUUCCAGAGGCUGGGGGUAU
Molecule: messenger RNA, 2447 nt
Organism: Oncorhynchus tshawytscha (Chinook salmon)
Lineage: Eukaryota; Metazoa; Chordata; Actinopteri; Salmoniformes; Salmonidae
Product: zinc finger protein 2-like
Exons: 2
Coding region: 219-1937 (572 amino acids)
Biological process (GO): regulation of DNA-templated transcription
Molecular function (GO): RNA polymerase II cis-regulatory region sequence-specific DNA binding; DNA-binding transcription factor activity, RNA polymerase II-specific
Source: RefSeq, a predicted model, not a curated record